Sinocyclocheilus anshuiensis is the source of this 702-nucleotide messenger RNA. Its product is annotated as endoplasmic reticulum resident protein 27-like. Gene Ontology annotation, molecular function: protein disulfide isomerase activity. Gene Ontology annotation, biological process: protein folding; response to endoplasmic reticulum stress. The record is from RefSeq and is a predicted model, not a curated record. The transcript is spliced from 7 exons. Bases 151 to 702 code for a protein of 183 amino acids. Gene Ontology annotation, cellular component: endoplasmic reticulum. Lineage: Eukaryota; Metazoa; Chordata; Actinopteri; Cypriniformes; Cyprinidae.
CGUAAUCUCUGUGUUUGUCCGGAGCGUGAGCCACACACCUGUCCGAUUCACACACGUCCACCAAUCAGUGGUGACCUCGAUGUACAAGAACACAACCCAUGGGCUUCUGCUCUCUCUUCUCACCAUCUGUCCAGGUCUAGUAGAGUCAGCAUGAUCUUUCUCACUGUGUUUUCUUUAUUGACUGUGUGUGUGACCGCAGGCGAUGAAGAGAGCGGAUCCAUCCUCAGACUGGAGAAUGUUCCUGCGGCCGAAGCCUUCAUCGACUCUGUAGAAGUGGCUGUAAUCGGCUUCUUUGAGACUGAAGCUGCUCACGGAUAUAAAGAGUUUCUGGCUGCUGCUAAACAGAUGGAGACACUUCCUGUUGCUCUGUGCAGUGAAAGGGAAGUUUGGGCCAAAUAUGGCAUCACCUCCGACACCAUCUCCAUCUUCAGGAAGGCUGAUCUUCAUCAGGAACACCUGAAGCUCUCAGAGGCCAAGAAAAUUGAUGCUGAUAGACUCGCACGCUUCAUGACCAUCAAUAACAUCCAUUACGUCACAGAAUAUAAUCAAGUGACUGCAGUGGGUCUGUUCCAGUCUGUGGUGAAGACGCACCUGCUGCUGAUGGCUGAUAGAGGGCGCACUCACUUGGACCCGCUGCAGCAGCGCUUCAGAGAUCUUGCGCCAAAAUACGCCGGCAAGAUCUAUGAAAAAAGGCCCAUGUGA